Messenger RNA from Chrysemys picta bellii (western painted turtle), 1599 nucleotides. Lineage: Eukaryota; Metazoa; Chordata; Testudines; Emydidae. The record is from RefSeq and is a predicted model, not a curated record.
GGAGCUGGGCACCAGGGUGUUGGUGGCAGCCCUGAGAGGGCCCUCACUGUCCCCAGCAUGGCAUCUGCUCUCACCAUCCUCCUCCUCGGUUGCUGGCUGGCCGGGCACAGCGGGGUGUGGGGAGGGUAUGAAUUUCGCAAACCCACAAUCUCGGUGAGCCCCAGCAGGGUGAUGGCGCUCGGGGGAAGUGUCACCAUCCGCUGUGAGGGUUUGUACCUGGACAUGAAGUUUUUCCUGCAUAAAGCUGGACACCCGAACCUGCAGGUGUGGAUGGUGCCUGAUGGGACCGUGGCUGAAUUUCCCAUCCCCAGUGUCGGUCGGGAAGAUGGAGGAAAAUAUACCUGCGACUAUCACUCCAGAACGGAUCAGAAUCGCUGGUCGUAUCUCAGCGACCCCGUCGAGAUCAUUGUAGCAGAGCCCAUCUACCCCAAACCCAGCAUCGCCCUGAGCCCCAGCAGGGGGGUCUCCCUGGGGGGAGCUGUGAGCGUCUGGUGUCGGGGGCAGCACUGGGGCAUGCGGUUCGUGCUGAAUAAAGAUGGACGCCAUUUCCAAACUGUGGAUUCAGACAGGUUUGAGGCUGUGUUUCCCAUCAGCACCGUGCGCCGGGAGGACGGCGGGAACUACAGCUGCUCCUAUCACAGCAGAUCGGAGCCGUUCACUAUGUCGUACCCCAGCGACCCCGUGGAGCUGGUGGUGAGAGAUCACAGCUUACCCAGACCCUCCAUCUCUCUAAGCCCCACUGCGGUCACCCCCCUAGGGGCAAACAUCACCGUCCGGUGUCAGGGGCAGCGCCAGGAUGUGAGGUUUUUCCUGCACAAGGCUGGAGACCUCAACCCACAGCGACACAUGGACCCUGCUGGGAAUGGGGCCGAGUUCCUCAUCCCCACCGUGGGCCGGCAGCAUGGCGGGAACUACAGCUGCAGCUACCGGCUCCGAUCAGAGCCCUUCAUCUCCUCAGAGCCCAGCGACCCCGUGCAGCUGGUGGUAGCAGAUGGAUCGGAAUCACCGGCACCUCUGGGUCUGACCAGCCCCAUCAUCGCUGGGGUGAGUGUGGUAGCUGCUGUCCUCCUCCUCCUUGUGGCCUUCAUCUGCUUCAGAAAAACCCGAGCCAGAAAAGGAGACGCACCGAGACCAAGCAGCACCAGCCCUAUGGUGGCCUUAAAGGCAUCGGCUCAGCAACACCUCAUCUACGCCUCCAUGGACGAAGGGAAAGAGCCACAGACCCUGGAGCCCGGCAUCUACACCGAGCUGGACCGCCAGACGCUGCAGCCCAGUGUGUACGAUGUGAUCAACGUGAGCCGGGGAGCCCCGCAGUGAGAGCCCCCCGCAGCCAUGGGGCGCCAGACCUCAGGGGGUAACAGCCUCAUGCCCCAACAGCGACAGCCCCAGAGAACUCUGCAUCUAGGGAAGAUUUAGGGGGACGCUGCCCUCCCCCCGCUGCAGCCCCGUCCCAUCAAGCUUCUGUCCCCCUGCCCCAUGCAGAUCCACAUGUAGGGGGAAGGGGAGGGCUCAGCACUGAGAUGGGUAGGAGAUGCUUCAAGGCAGCUUUGAUGUUAUUAGCAUCCUGUUAACCUUCAGAUUUGUAAUAAACACAGAUCA